Messenger RNA from Heterostelium album PN500, 1473 nucleotides. RefSeq lists its product as uncharacterized. Gene Ontology annotation, molecular function: prenylcysteine oxidase activity. The record is from RefSeq and is a predicted model, not a curated record. Gene Ontology annotation, biological process: prenylcysteine catabolic process; prenylated protein catabolic process. Lineage: Eukaryota; Evosea; Eumycetozoa; Acytosteliales; Acytosteliaceae. The transcript is spliced from 6 exons. Bases 1 to 1473 code for a protein of 490 amino acids.
AUGAAAUUAUUAUUUUCUAUAACAAUUUUAUUUAUAAGUUUGGUUUUUGUUGUUUUAGCAGUGGAGCAACAUCCAACAGCAGUAAAAGAUAUAAAUGUGGAGGAACUAAAAGUUAAACCAUUGCAACCUGCACAUGAUGACCAUGAAGCCAGAGUGAAACGUUUCUUGAACAACAAAGGAGGUGACCAUUUCUCAAAACGAGUUGCCAUCAUAGGUGGUGGUAUUGGUGGUUCCAGUUGUGCCUAUUAUCUUCAUAAUCAACUUGGUAGUAGAUUGGAGAUCACCGUUUUCGAAAGGGAAAUGGUAGGUGGUAGAGCCAGAAUCGUAGAUAUCGAUGGUUCUCCUGCCGAAUUGGGUGGAAGUAUUAUACAUCCACUCAACGAAAACAUCAACCAACUAGUAAAAGAUUUGAAAUUGGAAGUUUACUAUCCAGAGAAAAAUGGUACUAUCUUUUCAAUUUGGAAUGGUGAAAAGAUGAUAUUUCAACAAAGUACUCUUCAUCAUUUAGUAGAUAAGUUUAAAAUGAUUUACAAUUAUUUAUUAGAUCCAAUUAGAUUCAAAAAUAGCAGAGAUGUUGUUGUUAAUAACUUUUUAAAAAGUUAUAAAUAUGAAGAGCCAUUCAAUACGGUACAGGAAUUCUUUGAUAGAAUAGAUCUACCAGAUAUUACAAAGGUAACAGCUGAACAAUUCUUUGUAACCAAUGCAAGUAUUUCGAAACCAUUCAUUGAGGAAAUCCUUAGUGCUGCUAUUCGUGUCAACUACAAUCAAGAUUAUGAUAAGAUUGCUGCUUUCGCUGCAAUGAUUGCUCUUGUUGGUGCAGAGGAUGAUCUCUAUGCAAUCAAAGGUGGUAAUUAUUUACUUGCAAAGAAAAUGUUAGAAAAAUCACAAAGUGCAACUAUCAAACAAAGUGUAAAAACCAUCAAAAAGGAGAAGGAAUCAUAUAAAAUCACUGCUGUCAAUCAAGAAGGUACAGAGAAAGACUAUGAAUUUGAUAUUGUCAUCUUGGCAACACCAUUGGAAUUAGCCAAUAUCAAGCUACAGGAUAUCGAUAAUGCUAAUAAUAUUGUGCACAAAGAAUACAAAACAGUGAAUACUUAUUUAAUUGCUGCCACCUCAUUAAAUCCAACUUAUUUUGGAUUGCCACCAAACGAAAAGAUACCAGAGCAUGUCUUGACAUCUCACAACAAAUCAAUUCCAUUCUUUGUUGCAUCAAGAAAUCCAAGAGGUAUUAUUAAGGAUGGUCGUACAUUAUUCAAGAUGUUCUCAGAGAAUAAACUUGAUGAAGAACUAUUCUCUAAAUUGUUUAAUAAUCAUACUACUCUUAAAUUACAUGCAUGGAAAGCUUAUCCUGUUUUAACACCAACAUCUAAAUUCCCACCUAUUAAGAUCGACAAUAACCUGUAUUAUAUUAAUGCAUUCGAACAUGCUGUAUCUACAAUGGAAACAGAAACUAUUGCAAGCAAGAAUUUAUAA